Ilex paraguariensis (yerba mate) is the source of this 194-nucleotide messenger RNA. The record is from the annotation of a GenBank genome assembly. NCBI's taxonomy places the organism in Eukaryota, Viridiplantae, Streptophyta, Magnoliopsida, Aquifoliales, Aquifoliaceae.
UUGGUAAGGAGGUACUGCGGGUUAACCUUGAUGGCCAAACCCUUGAGCAUGUGGUUGUGGUGGAGGUGUUGGGUUCUGAACAAACCUGUGUUGUGGAGGUCCUUGCCGAGGGACCUGUUCAACAUUCGAAAGACCGGCAUAAUUUGGUGAUGGCUAAUGUGUGGCAGAAGGGUAUUGUUGAGGUUGGACAGUGU